GCAGUAGAAGGAAAGUCCAACCCCGUACUGCUAACCGUUUUUAAUUAAAUUGCUCCUAGAAUUUUUGAGAAGAGUUUUAAAAAACUUCCCGUAUGCUUCCCCGUGCAAUAUUUUUCAGAUAUCAUCCUUCGACUUCUUCUUCUUCAUGCAACCUUUAAUCGUCAAUAUUCGUCACGUCACAGGCGCAACGCAUUAAAUACAUCGCGAGGAAAUGUAAACAAGUGCACGUUUUUAGAAGCGGGUUUCUAAAGCCGAUGUGCUUGCAUUGGAUUUUUGCAUUUUUCGUGAAAAAUAAUUAUAAUUAAGAAAUGAGUGCCGUUCCAUCGAUUUUCGAUACCCCUGUUGCUGUCCCGGUGACAUCAAAACCAUCGCCUUUGGGAACCAAAAGAAUAGCGGUAGAAAAUGGGAACUUAUCUGCGGAAAAACAGUCGAAAAAGUCUAAGAAAGCAUUGGCCAGUAAACAGCAAAUGAUAGAUUUGUUGGUGCAGGAACACGUCCGAGAAUUAAAUCAAGAAGAUUCCAGUGAAUCAGUGGGUUUAUCUUCGAAAAAGGCAAAAAAGAAUAAGAAAAAAUCUGUCGAUGACAAUGCUAGUUUGACGAAAAACAAAGCCGCUAAGAAACAAACCAAAAUUGGACUGAAAAUAAAAUUACAGGACGCUAAACAACACCAGCGAAAGUUGAAGAAAAACCUGGAGGGCAUUAAUCGCGCCAAGCAACAGGUCAAUGAUUCAUUAAUCGAGGCACCGUUUAAUGGCGAAUCGCUCAAAAAUACAUCCAACUACCAGUCACCCAUCAACAAGCAAUCAAAGAAAAAGAACAAACAAAUGCCGCAACCAAUCACAGACACCCCUAAAGUAAGAGUUAAACAAGAGCCCCAAACUCCACGCAUAAAUGGCGCGAAUAAUUCUAUCUUCGAGGACAGUAGUAAUGUUGGCCGUGAAAAAUUUGGUUGGGUGAUUUAUCCUACUCCGGUCGAAGAAUUUAUGGCCAACUAUUGGGAAAAGAAGCCACUACUCAUCCAGCGAAAGGACCAAUCAUACUACAAAAACUUGCUUUCUCGCGCGAAGAUCGAUGAAAUGCUACGGCAGCAUAAUAUCGAGUACACCAAAAAUAUAGACGUUACUUCGUAUCGUGAUGGUCUGCGAGAGACACAUAAUCCGGACGGGAGGGUCCUGCCUCCGGAGAUGUGGUCUUUUUACAAUGAAGGUUGCAGCAUUCGAAUGCUCAACCCACAAACAUAUCUUCCCGGAGUAUACGAAAUGAACGUGAAACUGCAAGAAUUUUUCCAUUGUAUGACCGGAGCUAAUUUUUAUCUAACGCCUCCAAACAGUCAAGGCUUUGCACCGCAUUACGAUGACAUCGAAGCGUUUGUUCUUCAAGUUGAAGGACGCAAACACUGGAAGUUAUACAGUCCACGGGAACCGGCAGAGAUGCUCGCACGAAUAUCAUCACCAAACUUCACACAAGAAGAGAUCGGUAGUCCUAUUUUGGAAGUAAUUUUGGAACCCGGAGAUUUGCUGUACUUUCCACGCGGCAUCAUUCAUCAAGCCAGCACCGUACCAGGUCACCAUUCCCUGCACGUCACGAUGAGUGUCUAUCAGAAAAAUUGCUGGGCCGACCUGCUAGAAAUCUUUUUUCCGCAUGCACUGGCUCAAGCGGCUGAAAAUACAUUUGAGCUACGACGAGGGAUUCCUCUGGACCUUCAUCAACACUUCGGCAUUGUACACUCGGAUAGCAAUACCCCUACUCGCAAGCAAUUGAUAACGCAGAUAAAAUCGCUUGUCGACAAGGUAUUCAGUGAAGAAGCAAUCGAUAGCGCUGUGGAUCAGCUUGCUAAGCGCUUCCAGCAUGAUGCCCUUCCACCAUCCGUCUCCAGCGUUGAACAAUCCAGCACAGUGUAUGGUUCCAAUUUCAGUUUCAAUUCUAACGGCACCGUUAGUCUUCGGGUACCAUUCACGGAGAACAGUACCGUUUCCCUAUUGCGCCGCAAUGUACUUCGGUUGGUGAGCGAGGAAGAGAAACUUCGCAUUUACUACCACACGGAUAAUUCACGUGAGUAUCACGAGUAUGAGCCAAACUUCCUUGAAAUCGAUCAAGAUGCUGCCCUGGGUGUAGAACUGCUGGUCAAGAUGUAUCCGCAACCAUUGACCAUUCGAGAUUUGCCAGUGGAAGAUAAAAUUGAAUUCGCGAAAAGCCUUUGGGAAAAAGGAUUAAUAGUAAUUCAAGGUUAUUAAGAGCCUGGGGCUGAAAAUUGCAUAACUCUUUAUUAUUAUUAAUACAAUUGUAAUUCAUUGUUUUAUUUUAGAAAUAAAAUGUAAAAACUAUCUAAAAAAGAAA
Messenger RNA from Armigeres subalbatus, 2337 nucleotides. RefSeq names its product bifunctional lysine-specific demethylase and histidyl-hydroxylase NO66 (gene NO66). The coding region runs from base 309 to 2234 and encodes 641 amino acids. The record is from RefSeq and is a predicted model, not a curated record. The transcript has 3 exons. Lineage: Eukaryota; Metazoa; Arthropoda; Insecta; Diptera; Culicidae.